Corylus avellana is the source of this 2219-nucleotide messenger RNA. It is a transcript of the gene GATB, whose product is annotated as GLU-ADT subunit B. Gene Ontology annotation, biological process: glutaminyl-tRNAGln biosynthesis via transamidation. Lineage: Eukaryota; Viridiplantae; Streptophyta; Magnoliopsida; Fagales; Betulaceae. The record is from RefSeq and is a predicted model, not a curated record. Gene Ontology annotation, molecular function: glutaminyl-tRNA synthase (glutamine-hydrolyzing) activity.
GUCGUGUCGUGCACCUGAUAACAUUCAUAUGGAUGUCUGUUGGUAGGCUCUUAAGCUCUUUGGGUCUCUCUCUCCUGCUCGAGAAGACACAGCCUUUGUCUUGUUUGAUAGGUUGAUUGACCUAGUACCAUGAUGGCUUCCACAUUUUUUAGAAGCAUUCAAAACCACCCUUUGUUGCUAUGCCCAACUGCAUUGUUUAGAAGAAAGAAUGGUGUUUUAUAUUGCACAAUGAAAGGCACAGAAGCCCAAACAGCCACGCAAGAAAAGCAAAAGCCCCACAUCAAAGUUCCACCUCGUACUCGGACCAAAACAAUUGACAAAAUCUCAAAAGAUUAUGAAGCAAUCAUUGGUAUAGAAACCCAUGUCCAGCUCAACACUCACACCAAAGCCUUCUGUAGUUGCCCCUCCAAUUAUGGGUCUCUACCAAACACCAGUGUUUGCCCCAUUUGCAUGGGUCUACCUGGUGCUUUACCGGUUUUGAACUCGAAGGUCAUUGAGUUUGCUGUGAAAGUGGGUCUUGCUCUCAAUUGCAAGUUGUCUUUCAACUCAAAGUUUGAUAGGAAACAGUACUUUUACCCCGACCUUCCAAAGGGCUACCAAAUAUCUCAGUUUGAUGUUCCUAUUGCAACUGGCGGCUACGUUGAUGUGGAUCUUCCGGUGGAGUUUGGCGGUGGGCAUAGGAGAUUUGGCGUUACUAGGGUUCACAUGGAAGAAGAUGCAGGGAAGCUACUUCAUUCAGAAAAUGGAAGUUAUUCAGAGGAAAUUACUGUUGAUUUAAAUAGAGCAGGGGUGCCCUUACUUGAGAUUGUUUCUGAACCUGAUAUGAGAACUGGUAUUGAAGCUGCAGAAUAUGCAGCAGAACUGCAAAGGUUAGUUCGGUAUUUGGGAGUGAGUAAUGGCAAUAUGCAAGAAGGUUCACUUCGUUGUGAUGUGAAUGUCUCAGUUCGCCCAAUUGGGCAGUCACAGUUUGGGACCAAGGUUGAGAUAAAAAAUUUGAAUUCUUUCUCAUCAGUUAGCAGGUCCAUUGAUUUUGAAAUUUCGAGGCAGGUGCUUCUUCAUAGCCAAGGCCAGGGUGAUCAAAUUACACUGGAAACUCGUCUCUGGGAAGAAGGCGCUCAGAAAACAGUCACAAUGAGGAAAAAGGAAGGCCUUGCUGAUUAUCGAUAUUUCCCAGAACCAGACCUUCCAGGAGUUAUCCUCACUAAAGAAUAUGUCGAUAGUAUUCGUGAUUCAUUGCCAGAAGCUCCUGAAGUGAAGCGUCGGAGAUAUGAGAAGAUGGGCCUAAGCAUGCAGGAUGUUCUUCUCCUUGCAAAUGACAUUAAUGUUGCACAAUUUUUCGAUGCAACUAUUGCAAAGGAAGCUGACGUGAAGCUAGCUGCCAAUUGGAUAAUGGGUGAUAUUGCUGCCUAUAUGAAAAAUGAAAAGUUGACCAUAAAUGAGAUUAAGUUAGUUCCCCAGGAGCUGGCCGAGUUGAUAGCUUCCAUAAAAGGUGGGACCAUUAGCGGGAAGAUUGGGAAAGAGAUAUUGUUUGAACUACUAGCCAAAGGUGGAACCGUCAAGGGACUAAUAAAAGAAAAGGAUUUGGUUCAGAUAGUAGAUCCUCUGGAGAUUGAGAAAAUGGUAGAUGAAGUCCUUGCAGAGAACCCAAAACAGCUGGAGCAAUAUCGUGGUGGCAAGACAAAACUACAAGGCUAUUUUGCUGGCCAGGUAAUGAAAGUAUCAAAAGGUAAAGCGAAUCCCGGUCUUCUAAACAAGAUCCUUUUGGAGAAAUUAAAUUCCAAAAACUGAUGAUUUUGUAGGUUCCAUCAUAAAAGCUGGUAUUUCCUUGGGUCUUGCUAGGCGACGCAUCCCAGUGAUCCAACGGCAGCCCAAUGAGUUAAUAUAUCUUUGCCUACUGAUGAAUUAAUUCUGAACUCACAAUACUUCAUGGCGGCUUACAGUUUUACUUGUCCAGUGCGAACACGGAACGGAAAUGGGGCCAAUUACUUCCCUUGUCACAUAUAUAUUCUACGCUCACCUGACUGACUUUCCAUAGUGGGAUAGAUUAAUAGUGACUGUAAGCACUUAUGAUAUUUAUGUAUAUAUUGUAAGAAUUCAAGCCAUUCUUGACUUUGAACUUUCAUUCCUUUCACCUGAUCUUCAUAAUUUGAAAGAAAGGUUUGGUUAAGGUACGUUUGGCACGCAUACUUGACUACUGAAAUGGAAUGGUUAUUCCUUUA